CUUUGCAAGACAACGUCUAUUCUUUUUGAAAUGAUUCGGUACUCAUGGAGAAAUUCAGAGGAUAUGGAGCGAUCUCGUGGCUAUGAAAUAUUUGCUUAUUUGUUAAAACAAAAGCGAGAUUUGAUUUCACCAGAGCUUCUUGAAUUACUUCUUGUGUUUGUUGGAAAGAACAGUACUAGUCCAGAGUAUGUUCUUCUUUUCUUUUCUUUUAAUUUAAUUUAA
Messenger RNA from Phycomyces blakesleeanus NRRL 1555(-), 222 nucleotides. RefSeq lists its product as hypothetical. The transcript has a single exon. Lineage: Eukaryota; Fungi; Mucoromycota; Mucoromycetes; Mucorales; Phycomycetaceae. The record is from RefSeq and is a predicted model, not a curated record. The annotation marks the transcript as partial.